Salvelinus fontinalis (brook trout) is the source of this 5359-nucleotide messenger RNA. Its product is annotated as S-adenosylmethionine synthase-like. Gene Ontology annotation, molecular function: methionine adenosyltransferase activity; ATP binding. Bases 174 to 1340 code for a protein of 388 amino acids. The record is from RefSeq and is a predicted model, not a curated record. Lineage: Eukaryota; Metazoa; Chordata; Actinopteri; Salmoniformes; Salmonidae. Gene Ontology annotation, cellular component: cytosol. The transcript has 9 exons. Gene Ontology annotation, biological process: S-adenosylmethionine biosynthetic process.
AUAGUCCAGGAGUUCUGUUGCAUAGACAGCCAAUUGGCAGCAACCCUCUCGCUCUCUCUUUUUUCUCUCUCCCUCACCUUCCCUCUCUCAAGAGAACGAGCUGGGAUAUAAAGCUCUCACUGGACAUUUUAUUUCAGUUUUUUUAGUGGUUCUGAGCACCUGCCUGUGUCAAAAUGAGUGACGCUCUGCUGGAUGAUGGGUCCUUCAUGUUCACUUCGGAGUCUGUUGGAGAGGGACAUCCAGACAAGAUCUGUGACCAGAUCAGUGAUGCUGUCCUGGAUGCUCACCUGAAGCAGGACCCAAAUGCCAAGGUCGCCUGUGAGACGGUUUGUAAGACUGGCAUGGUGCUGCUGUGUGGAGAGAUCACGUCCCGGGCCAACGUAGACUACCAGAAGGUUGUCAGAGACACCAUACAACACAUUGGUUACGACAACUCAGACAAAGGUUUUGACUAUAAGACGUGUAAUGUGUUGGUGGCUCUGGAGCAGCAGAGUCCAGACAUCGCUCAGGGUGUCCACAUCGACAGGAAAGAGGAAGACAUGGGAGCUGGAGACCAGGGUCUGAUGUUUGGCUACGCUACUGACGAGACAGAGGAGUGCAUGCCUCUCACCAUCGUCCUGGCUCACAAACUCAAUUCCAAGAUGGCCGAACUCAGACGCAACGGAACCAUCCCCUGGCUCCGCCCCGACUCUAAAACACAAGUGACAGUACACUAUGAGCAGGAGCACGGGGCAGUGAUCCCUAUAAGGGUCCACACCGUGGUCAUCUCUGUUCAACACGAUGACUUCAUUGGCCUGGAGGAACAGAAGGAGGUGCUCAAGGAGAAGGUGAUCAAGGUAGUGGUUCCAGCUAAGUACCUGGAUGAUAAGACCAUCUACCAUCUUCAGCCCAGUGGACGCUUCGUCAUCGGAGGACCCCAGGGUGAUGCUGGAGUGACGGGUAGGAAGAUCAUCGUUGAUACGUACGGAGGCUGGGGGGCCCAUGGUGGGGGAGCUUUCUCUGGUAAAGACUUCUCCAAGGUGGAUCGCUCGGCUGCCUAUGCUGCCCGCUGGGUGGCCAAGUCCCUGGUCAAGGCCAAACUGUGCAGGAGGGUGCUGGUUCAGGUAUCCUACGCUAUCGGAGUGGCCCACCCUCUGUCCAUCUCCGUGUUCACCUACGGCUCGUCACAAAAGUCAGAGAGAGAGCUGCUGCAGAUCGUAAACAAGAACUUUGACCUACGACCUGGUGUCAUUGUCCGGGAACUGAACCUGAAGAGGCCAAUCUACCAGAAGACAGCGUGCUACGGCCACUUUGGCCGGAGUGAGUUUACCUGGGAAGUCCCCAAGGAGCUCAACUACUAAACAUCUCCCCCUCGUGGUCAAGUAUAUAACAAGCUCUUAAACACCCCCGUGGUCAAGUAUAUAACAAGCUCUUAAACACCCCCGUGGUCAAGUAUAUAACAAGCUCUUAAACACCCCCGUGGUCAAGUAUAUAACAAGCUCUUAAACACCCCCGUGGUCAAGUAUAUAACAAGCUCUUAAACACCCCCGUGGUCAAGUAUAUAACAAGCUCUUAAACACCCCCGUGGUCAAGUAUAUAACAAGCUCUUAAACACCCCCGUGGUCAAAUAUAUAACAAGCUCUUAAACACCCCCGUGGUCAAGUAUAUAACAAGCUCUUAAACACCCCCGUGGUCAAAUAUAUAACAAGCUCUUAAACACCCCCGUGGUCAAAUAUAUAACAAGCUCUUAAAAACCCCCGUGGUCAAGUAUAUAACAAGCUCUUAAACAUCAACCCCCUGGUGGUCAAGUAUAUAACGAUCCCUCCCAGAGAUAGAAAACAGGCCCCCUCUAGAGGCUACAACCACAAAUGGUUCUGCUUUUUCAUUGGCUAGUGUUGGGGUUAUGGUUUAGGAUUAGGGUGAAAGGAUGUUUUUGGUUAGUGCUAAACAAUCAUUUAUGUGAUUGUAGCCCAUAGAGGGGAUUUGUUUGUUUAUGCUUCUUAUCUUGAAUGAGAGGGGAAUCGCUAUUCUCCCUCCCUCCCUCCCUCCCUCUCUCUCCUCCAUCUCUUUUUCUAUCACAUUAAACAUUUCAGUCAAUAGAGAGGAUGAACUCACUGUGAUUUUAAUCAGACAAUCCACACAUUUUCAUUCAGAUAAAAGGUGUCCUUUGUGUCUCACUUAUGUGUCUCACUUAUGUGCCUUAGUAUCAAAACAAUGACAUGUUAGAAGUAUUACAUAUGCAGAAGUAUUUAUUCACACUCACUCUGGACAAAUAGUGAUUCCAUUGUCACUUCUGCUAUUAAACAAAGAAACAAAAAAACAAAUUAAAUUAAUAAAUAAAGUUAAAUAUUGAAAAAAAUAUAUAUAUAUAAAGCAGAGAAUUGUGAAUUCAUCCAACUGUGAAUUGGUGAUGUGCGGUUUGACUCAUAACCAGCAAUCGGUUUAGGGGCAUGAAAUACAGUAUUGUGUGGAUGAAGGGCGGGUGAGUGGCGGGCAGGUUGAAUAAAGAGAAAACAAUGCAUUAAAAAUCCAUAAAUAUAUAAUUCUUGUGCAAUUCAUAUCUAUGGGCUAUUUUUAUCUGGCGUUAGUCCGUAGCCUGAGCGCCUAACUGUAGCGUGCCAAAUACAUGCAAAUUCUCAAAUGCUUUUGGGAAUUUGGACAGAAAAAGUUUGUCGAUGCACUGAGGCAAAAAAGGACAAUGUCGGAGUUUAAUUCAAUAAGAGAAAAGCUGAGAAAUUGAAUGUUGAAAAUAAAUAGAAGGGAAGACCAGGGAAAGAUUUGGUAACGUGGUAACAGUGCCAGCUAUGUUAUGUGUGAUAAUUGUGAGACGCUAUACAAAUUCGAUAGUCACAAGACCUGGACUUCAAAAUGCACGUCAAGGGAACUGUUCGGUUCAGAUGGGUUAAAUGGAAAAGUGACAUAACUGUAGGUCUACAACCCUUAACAUAACCUGAAAUAAUAUUAACUCCUGAAAAAUUAAGCAUUUGUUGCAGUAAAAUUAUACACCAAAUGUACAUUUUGACUCGUAACAGGAGUAAAGAAAUAUUAUGGGUUGAGACAGUGAGCGGUUAGGGUCCGUCUGUAAAGGUGGAGGUGCCAUCUUUAUCAGCAUCAUAAAAGCUGAUCGUAUUUCAACCACAUAAAAUAUGCAUCCAAGCCGAACUGAAAUCUUAUCAAAAACAUGUUGGGUCAUUUUAACACCUUUUAAUUUCCUGAAAACCAAUCAAACUGAUUUUAUUUAUUGGGAAUAUUAUUGGGAAUAUCCAACAUUUGGAAAUUGUACUCACCCGCAACCUGCAUUUAUAAUGACUCCCGGGUUAGGAAGAUUAAAUGACUGCCGGGUUAGGAAAACAAAAAUAUCAGACUACCUAAAGCAUUUCACUGUAAGGUCUACUACACCUGUUGUUUUCGGCGCAUGUGAUAAAUACAAUUUGAUUUGAUCUAAACUGGAAUACCAUUACAGUAAAAGAUGCAAGAAGUCCAAGUAACAGAUUGGAUUAGUUUCGAAAAAGUUAUGUUAUUUAUGAGUAGCAUAAUAUUAAUUAAUCAAUCAUCAAUCAAUGUAUAUGCAAAAACAUAUUGAAACAUGUUGACAGCAGAUGGGAGUUUUAUUCAUAACAUUGCUAAUUUAGCUAGCUAACAUACAUUUUGAGAAAACAAGCUAUAUUAACUGGCUAGGUAGUAACGUUUGGUGGUCAAUGAGACUGAGAGCUAGCUAACCAGCUGAGCUAGCAAACAAUGUAACAAGUAUCAUUUCGGAUUUGAAAAAUGCUCCAUCAAUUGGCUCUGCAUUUCAGGAGUCACAGUAGCAAAUACUCCUGGUGUACUAUUCAAUGAUUUAGCCAUUUAAACAUGACUUUUGAAGAAAACUCUGUUUGUGCCGUAGCCCUCACUGGCUUUCAUGUGAUUUAGGGUGCGUUCGUAAAUUCAAUCAGGAGUGCCAGAGUGCGCUCAGAGUGCUCUCAGGAAAUUCAUAAAUUCAGAGCGUUUCGUUCUCGCUGCGUUCAGAGCGGACACUGGACACUCGGGCGGAGGAGUAGGGUUGAUCGAGUGUUCUGGCCUAGCUUGCUAGCUACUUCCAGCCACAAACGAGAGAACAAAUCAUUCUGACCAUUUCACUCGCCCUAGCAGAGCUGGUUAGGCUGUUUUCAUGUUAUCCAGAGCGUUGAUGACUAACUGCUGCAAGCUACAAUUUAAUUAUGCUUUUUUUUGCCGACGUUUACUGACACCGGCCAUAUUCAACGGGUGUUGAGCGUUCGUAAAUCCGUCAGUUAUUCUGCGCUCUGGUACACUCAGACGAGAGUGCUCUGAAACCAGAGUAGAUAGCCGGAGAGAAUGUAAGAACCUUAAACGUGAGCUUGUCCAUGUGUGGGAUGUCAGACUCGACGACAGUUGUUACCCAUUGGAGCGCUGCGAUUGGUUGUCCAACAUUUUGGGGCGGGGCUUAGCUGAGGGUCAAUUGUGACGCUCGACUACUUUUUAAUGCUUUUUUAUGUUUAUUCAGAAAAUAUAUACAUGUAGUGAUGUCUUAUGUUUGUAUUGUAUUGUAAUUUGAAAUGUUAUAUUAAAACAAUUAAAUACUAAACGAUUACAAAAAAAUAUAUAUAUAUUAUCCCCUCCACUCUGUCCACAUCACCUCAAGAUGGUGCUAUAAAUCCUGUAUUGGUAUUCAUCCAUAAUCGAAGCGGAAUAUGUAUCUGCGGGUUCAAACCACAACCUUCAAUCAACCAAAUAUUAGAAGGGAGAUCACCCUCUAACUUGGUUUUCGGAUGUAGUUACAACUCUUAUCUUUGUUCUGUAUCAAACUGGUUUAUAUUAUAUGUAGAUUUGUAAAGAUCAAAUUCACAAGUCUUAAUUUUGUAAUUAUAUCAUCAAUACUGCAGGACAGUUUUUACAAUGCACUACUACUAUUACACAACACCAACAACAGGUAUGCAGUCAGACGACACAGGUCUCUUAUCCCAGGGAGGUUUUGAGCUGUAUACUGUACCUCUUACCAGUGUGUUACAGUUGACCAAAUCUAGCAGUAGAAAUAGCUUUGAAGAAUAAGGCUUUAUAACCACUUAAGGCAUCAUAAGGAUGCUUAAUAACUGUUCUUAAGGCCUUAUAAUACUUUAUGAUGUGUCUAUGAACCCCUGCUCAGUCCUGUUUGACUAAAUGCUAUUUGUAUCUUCAUCUGUAGUCUAGAGCUAUUGUAGAGCUGCUGCUGGGAUCUCGCUGUAAACAAUAUUUGCCACCUUGAAUGAACUGUUCUCAUCUCUGAUGUCUGAUAAGGUUUGAUGUAUUUAGUAUUCUGACUUGAAUGUGAGUUAAUUGUUGUGAUUAUUUUACUAUAGGCAUAAAUAGUCUAUGAAUAAAUUGCCAAAGUGCAUGCUGCCAA